AUGACUCUGGACUCCCCAGUGCCGAGGGGGGAGACAUUUAGCAUGGCAGAUGCCAUGCAAACGCUCUAUUUAGAUGAUGUGUGCCCUGGCAGUGCCAAGGGCACGGGGGCCCCCGUGGCAGGAGCGGGCAAGAGAGGCUGGACGCACGCCACGACACACACCGAGUGUGCCUCAGAAGGCAUGAAGAAGAUCACAUGCAAGAUGGCCUUGGCAUUCACACCUAAUAAGGCAGACGAGGAGGAUUAUGAGGACGUUCCCAUAAAUAAAACCUGGGUUUUAUCACCUAAGGUCGACGAGACCGACGUCACCUCCAUCCUAAAUAAAUUACUGCUGGGCUACGACAACAAACUGCGCCCGGACAUAGGAGUGCGACCCACCGUGAUCGAAACUGCCGUGUAUGUGAACAGCAUCGGGCCUGUGGACCCUAUUAACAUGGAGUACACCAUCGACAUCUUCUUCGCUCAGACGUGGUACGACAGUCGCCUGAAGUUCAACAGCAGCAUGAAGCUACUGAUGCUCAACAGCAACAUGGUGGGCAAGAUCUGGAUCCCGGACACCUUCUUCCGCAACUCCCGCAAGUCCGACGCCCACUGGAUCACCACGCCCAAUCGGCUGCUUCGUCUCUGGAGCAAUGGGCGGGUCAUGUACACUCUAAGGUUGACUAUUAAUGCGGAAUGCUACCUAAAGCUGCAUAACUUUCCCAUGGAUGAACACUCCUGCCCCCUGGAGUUCUCCAGCUAUGGCUACCCUAAGAACGAGAUUAUGUACCGCUGGCAGCGUCGGUCCGUGGAGGUAGCAGAUCAGCGCUACUGGAGGCUCUACCAGUUCGCCUUUGUGGGACUGCGCAACGCCACUGACGUCGCACACACACAGUCAGGUGAAUACGUCAUCAUGACCAUCUUCUUUGAGCUGAGCAGGAGGAUGGGCUACUUCACCAUCCAGACCUACAUCCCCUGCAGCAUGAUCGUGGUGCUCUCCUGGGUCUCCUUUUGGAUUAACAAAGACGCUGUGCCAGCAAGAACUUCACUCGGUAUCACCACGGUGCUCACCAUGACAACCCUGAGCACCAUCUCCAGGAAGUCGCUGCCAAAAGUGUCCUACGUGACGGCCAUGGAUCUCUUCGUGUCGGUCUGCUUCAUCUUCACCUUCGCGGCGCUCAUGGAGUACGGCACCCUUCACUACUUCACCAGCAACCGGCAGAGCAAGAAGACCAAAUCCCAGCCCAACAAGUCCAGCAUGAUGGACAUCAGGCCGGGCACUUCUCUGCUGCAGAUGAACAACAUCGUCCCGUACCACGACGAUGACGACUUUGCCUACGAGUGUCUGGAUGGAAAAGACUGCACCAGCUUCUUCUGUUGCUUUGACGACUGUCGCUCGGGGAGGUGGAGACAGAACAGGAUGCAUGUGCACGUCUCCAAAAUCGACUCCUAUUCCAGAAUAUUCUUCCCCACCGCUUUCGGCCUCUUCAAUCUUGUCUACUGGGUCGGGUACCUGUACUUGUAA
Sardina pilchardus (European sardine) is the source of this 1503-nucleotide messenger RNA. It is a transcript of the gene gabrg1, whose product is annotated as gamma-aminobutyric acid type A receptor subunit gamma1. NCBI's taxonomy places the organism in Eukaryota, Metazoa, Chordata, Actinopteri, Clupeiformes, Clupeidae. The coding region runs from base 1 to 1503 and encodes 500 amino acids. Gene Ontology annotation, molecular function: GABA-gated chloride ion channel activity; benzodiazepine receptor activity; inhibitory extracellular ligand-gated monoatomic ion channel activity. The transcript has 9 exons. The record is from RefSeq and is a predicted model, not a curated record. Gene Ontology annotation, biological process: gamma-aminobutyric acid signaling pathway; regulation of postsynaptic membrane potential; signal transduction. Gene Ontology annotation, cellular component: GABA-A receptor complex; postsynapse; plasma membrane.